AGCUGGGUCGGCGGAGUGUGGAGCCGCGAUGUGUCCGCCCCGCCGUCCGCCCGUACAGUUGCAUGUGGACCGGACCGCGGGCCGGUGGUGUGUACUCGUGUACUGCAGCGACAAGCGUCGCCCUGUGCAGAGACGAGAUGGCCCUGCGGCUGGUGAAGCACGCCUUCAGCAAGUACCCGGUGACGGCCAACGCGGUCACCUUCGGCUCCCUGUACGUCACGGCGGAGCUCUCCCAGCAAGUGGUGACGAAAAAAGUUUUGGCCCCGACGCCCGAACCCAUCGACAAGGCGGCCCUCGGUCGCUAUGCCAUCUUCGGCUGCGGCGUCGGCUCGCACAUUUUGUACUUUUGGUACAAAUGGCUCGACAAGAAGUACGCCGGCACCGCCACCAAGACGAUCGUCAAGAAGGUGCUGCUGGACCAGUUCCUCAUGACACCUCAGCUGCUAGUCGCCUUUUACAUCACCAUGGCCCUGCUGGAGGGCCGCGAGGACCUGUUCGAGGAGAUGCGCAACAAGUACGUCAAGACGUUCCAGACGUCGUGCCUCUUCUGGCUGCCGGUGCAGAGCGUCAACUUCCUGUUCGUGCCGUCCGCUGCCAGGGUGGUGUACGUCGGCACCAGCUCGCUGGUCUGGGCCAACAUCCUCUGCUGGAUCAAGCGCCAGCCGACAGAGCCGAGCCAGGCCAAGCCAGUGCAAGACUGAAACGCAAAGACGCACGCCAUCAAGUAUUAUGAACGUGCCAUAGGACACCUGUGGACUUGGACUUCCAGUGUCGGAAAUGUGCACACUGCCCGCCGCGCCGAUGCACGUGGCUUUCUCGUCGCAGUGCGGCGUUAUUUGUUCAAUUGCUUCGACUAUUAUUGGUGUGUGGGGAGUGGGGGAGGGGAGAACCUGGCUGCCGCUGUCUGGAGGGGCGAGCCGCAGGGCCGCAGGGCCUCGAUGGGCCAAUAGGUUAUCGUCCCCGGCCGGCAGGGCGUGGCAGGGCGCGGCAGGGCGCGCUUCCCGCGCUGCACUCGCCGUGGAGAAGUGCCGGGUGAUAGUGAGCGCUAGUUCGAAACUCGCGUUCGACGGAGCUGCAUGGCCACACGGAGUGAGCUGUGAUCGCUACCAGCAACAACGAAGCCGGGGAACGUGCAACAGGUAGCAUGCCGGGAGUGGGCUUCCCUCCCCGCCUGAAGCGAGUUUGAAUUACAUAGUGUCUAUAUCCAUUCUUGAAAACACGUAGAUUGUUUUUAGUCAGCUAGACAGACCAAAAUCCUGAUUCUUCCGAACCCCCUUUAGAUGUGUUUUAGAUGUUCGUUUUGAGGUCGUGGCAUUUUGACCGCAGACAAGCAAAUUAUUUUUUCUGACUGCCCCUCACUUUUCUUUUCUGGUCUGAACUCCUCCUAAAAAAUGUGGGUUUCGUUUUAAAAAGAAGUGGUGGAUCUAGGUUUGUUUACACAGCCGAGGCACGUGCUGUGUUAUCAUCGUCAGUGCAGGUCUGAACUUGCUGGCGCUGUAUCGCCCUCCCCAGUUGAGUUGAUUACAAAAUCAGGACUUCCUCAGAAAACAAAUGAAAACUGUCCGGCGAUCAGCAAUUUUCUGGCUCGUGCCGAUUUAGGUUUCCUCAUUCUGUGUCUAGCUAAGACUUUAUUUCAAACGCUUAAUUAAACGCAUUAUUCAUCCUUA
Thrips palmi is the source of this 1667-nucleotide messenger RNA. Its product is annotated as mpv17-like protein. Lineage: Eukaryota; Metazoa; Arthropoda; Insecta; Thysanoptera; Thripidae. Gene Ontology annotation, cellular component: membrane; cytoplasm. The transcript is spliced from 5 exons. The record is from RefSeq and is a predicted model, not a curated record. The coding region runs from base 63 to 701 and encodes 212 amino acids.